AAGCAGCUCUGGCUUUAGCAAAAGAAAAGUUUGGCCGUGUGGAUGUGGCAGUCAAUUGUGCAGGCAUUGCGGUGGCCCUCAAGACAUACAACUUAAAGAGGAACCAGGCCCAUACCUUGGAGGACUUCCAACGAGUUAUCAAUGUGAAUCUCAUAGGAACCUUCAAUGUGAUCCGCCUUGUGGCUGGUGAGAUGGGCCAGAAUGAACCAGACCAGGAAGGCCAACGUGGGAUCAUCAUUAACACCGCCAGCGUGGCUGCUUAUGAGGGCCAGGUUGGACAAGCUGCAUACUCUGCUUCCAAGGGGGGCAUAGUGGGCAUGACACUGCCCAUUGCUCGGGAUUUGGCUCCCAUGGGCAUCCGGGUGAUAACCAUUGCUCCAGGUCUGUUUGGCACCCCACUGCUGACCAGCCUCCCAGAGAAAGUGCGCAACUUCCUGGCCAGCCAGGUGCCCUUCCCCAGCCGACUGGGCCACCCUGCUGAGUAUGCUCAUCUGGUACAGUCCAUCAUCGAGAACCCAUUCAUCAAUGGAGAGGUCAUCCGGCUGGAUGGGGCCAUCCGCAUGCAGCCUUGAAGGGAGGGGGCAGACGAAACACACUCUCUUCCACCCGUCCUUCCCCUGGCAUACUAUACUCCAGCUUGGGAGGAAGCCUGGUAGCCAUUUUGUAACUCUGCCCACUAAUCACCUUCUGUGCCUAAUAAAGUCUAUUUCUUACAGGAA
Messenger RNA from Myotis brandtii (Brandt's bat), 719 nucleotides. RefSeq names its product hydroxysteroid (17-beta) dehydrogenase 10 (gene HSD17B10). Gene Ontology annotation, molecular function: estradiol 17-beta-dehydrogenase [NAD(P)+] activity. Gene Ontology annotation, biological process: estrogen metabolic process; androgen metabolic process; fatty acid metabolic process. Gene Ontology annotation, cellular component: mitochondrion. The record is from RefSeq and is a predicted model, not a curated record. The transcript has 3 exons. Bases 192 to 572 code for a protein of 126 amino acids. NCBI's taxonomy places the organism in Eukaryota, Metazoa, Chordata, Mammalia, Chiroptera, Vespertilionidae.